Molecule: messenger RNA, 2714 nt
Organism: Cryptotermes secundus
Lineage: Eukaryota; Metazoa; Arthropoda; Insecta; Blattodea; Kalotermitidae
Exons: 2
Coding region: 81-1790 (569 amino acids)
Biological process (GO): SCF-dependent proteasomal ubiquitin-dependent protein catabolic process
Cellular component (GO): SCF ubiquitin ligase complex
Source: RefSeq, a predicted model, not a curated record
UCUUGGUGUAGUUCUGUGUUGAGAAGCAUCGGCAGUGGUUGGACGAUCUCAGCAGGAUCGAGGAACCAUCGAUCAAGAACAUGGAACCACUUAACCUGGAGGCACUAGCAGUCCAAGCAAUAUGCACCUACAUGUCGCAAAUGUGUCUUCGCCUUGUUAAGCUUGCACAUCGAGCAUCAGACGGGGAAGUGGACGUCAGCCAGCGUGACAGAUUCCCUGUCCCCACGAGAAGGAAACACGCGCAACAUAUCUCCAGUGCCAGCGAAGCCGAAGUGACGGCAAUUUGCUGCGGGCUGAAACAGGUGCUACAGACCGACAUCCCUCCCUGCUUUGCUGAUUAUGUGACAUCAGAGAUUCUCAGACACGUGGAUGAUAUGCACACGCAACUCAUGGAAUAUACAGAAAUUCCAGAGGGGCACCUAACAGUGUUGCGAAACUUUGCUGCUGCCAUUUUGCAUCCUUGUGUCGAAACACUUGACCUCUCGUUCAAUUGGAAACACAUUGCAGACUAUGUGAUUUGUGAGUUGCAAUGUGUUCCAAACCUCCGAACGCUCAAAUUCAGUUCCCAUAAAGUGGCUGAGGACUCUAAUAAUAAGAGUCCCAUUUUGUCCUACAAGUAUAACGGCUUGUUUAUGAAUGUAGAUCACGUGAGGACAGGCAGGUGCCUGUCUCGUUUAGAGCAUUUAACUUUUGAGUUUGAAUGCAGCGAUAAAAUGCUGCAGGGCUUGAGUGAGACAUGCUCUCAGCUGAAAACUUUGGACAUCAAUGGCUCUUACAGAGUUACCGACGCCAGCGUCGAAUACAUAAAGAAGUUUACACAUCUAAAGAUUCUAAACUUGAAAAGGACGAAAAUUAAACGUGAAGCUCAAAGAAAUAUUCUGAGUCACUUAUACGAAAACAAGCCUUGCCAACUGGAGCUGUAUGGUUGUACUGACAUAGACCCCUGUCACCUGGACACACUGGUCCAACUGAUUCCAAACAUCCAGGAGCUGAGAUCUGCCUUUGUUAAGCACGAGAACUCAGCCCGGGUUUCUGGCUGCUUUCACAAUUUGAAGAUAUUGCGUAUUGACCAUUGUAGUCUAUAUUCUUUGCUUAAACAUCUCUCAAAAUGUUUCCCACAUUUGCAAGAACUACAAAUCACCGGAGAUAACAUGAUACUUUCAAAAAUGCAGAAGAAUUUUCCAAAACUCAAUAAACUUUUCCUGAGAACAUGUGACUUACCAAUUGAUCUCAGUUUUCAUAACACCUCUCUAGAGCAUCUCACCCUUAUCACGUGUGGUUCUGAGUACAGAGCAGAAACCCUGAUAUCACGAUGUCACCAUCUGAAGACACUUGAAAUCAUUGCAAGCAGCAGUUUUUAUGCUAGUAAGGAACACGUUCUCUUUCAAAUGCCCAACUUGAAAGAAGUGUCAUUAGGAGCGGUAGGAGGGCAUAUACCACCUGAAAUUGUUGCCUUGCUUUCUGAACGCUGUAAAACAACAGUCUUGCUGGAAGACCCAAAAUUGUCCUCACUCUAUGAGGGCUGUCCUGGGGUGAGAGUAGAUACUGACCGGUGGCUUGAGUUAACUGAGCCCACUCUGUCCGAUGCUGUGAUGCAUAGUCGUUGGGGAACCUGCCACUCAGAGUUGUUCAACCCCACAAAAAGAUGCAAAUACUCUGCUUACAUGCCACCAUUUGACGAAAGUGAUAUAGUUUCCUGGGAAAAGCAAUACAAGAGACGGAGACUUGAUAUACUUUUGCUGUGGAAGGCGAGACAAGGGACCGAGAGUUGCCCUAGUUGCCUUAAGUAGGCGGAGGGGAUGGGGAUGUGUUUGGUAAGGAUUUAAAUAGAAGCGAUGUAUUUGGACAUAGAAUGGUUUCUGUAAUAUGGGCGUGGAAUUUUACUUUAGGGAUUCAGGUCAAUUGGUCCUAUCUCUUCUUCAUGCGCAGAUUAAACAUUUUCUGUUUGUUUUUUUUUUCUUUCAAUUUUGUUAUCCCACUCAUUUCAGGUUAUAGAAUAUAAAUGUGUAUUUACAAUAUGGUAAACGAACCAUUUAAUUCACGUUCAAGUAACUGGGUCUAAGUUCCGAUAUAUAGCGUCACACAUGUAACAGGUAUUCAUGACAGGUAUGCAAUUGGUUGUUAAUGAAUUUGAGGCAUUGGCGCAUAACAGAAGUAAAGUGAGAGAACUGAACUCCCCAGAUAUGGACCCCCGUGCAAAAUGGAAGCAGUAAAUGAUUCAUGUAAACUACCAUAGGAAACCCUCUCUCACGAGCUUCAUUCCAGCACUGAAAGAAGCAGGGGACUCUACAGGUUACUUUUAUAACAAGUUUCAGUGUUACAUAACAAACUUUCACGGUCCUUGGACUAUUUGUUUUCACACUCUGCUAGCUCAUAUUUAUUGUGGGACAUCUUUCUCAUUGUGAAACAUCAAAUCACAGGCAUGCUCAAGCGGUUAAUCGCCGGGUUGCCAACGCGGUGACCUAGGUUCGACUCAAAUUCAGAUCAUGCAGGAUUUGUGGUCGAGAGAGAAAUAUUGCUAUGAUUUUUUCAGAAUAUUUCGUUUUCCCCCACCAGAUCCCAUUACACAAGCAGCUCUACAUUUAUUUAUCAUCGCGUCUGUUAUAUAUAGACUCCAUACAGACAGGGUGGUUACGGAAACAGCUUAAAUCAUACAUCAGGACUGAAAGUCACUUCCAGCAACCCUUACAGCAUUUUAUGACUGCCCCUUCCAA